AUGAAACCAGCCAGACAAAAGAAGCGUGGACUCCCUGGAAUUAAAACCGGAAAGAAAGCAAGCAGACGAGGAGCAAAGACUUCUGUGACAAUCUGACAUCUUUUUCACACAUAUAUAUAUACAUAUAUAUAUGUGUGUGUAUAUAUAUAUUUAUUUUUUUAUUAACUGAGUUAGAAAAAGCCUUAAAACAUCCCAACUUCACAAACAUUUUCCUCAGGGACAAGCUACACAAGUACAAGCAGCGAUGGUGCCCUCUCUCCUCCAGGCCUACAGGAGGCGUUGGUGGAUGGCGGUGACGGCAGUGAUCGAGAAUCUGCUGUGCUCGGCCGUGCUCUUGGGUUGGGGCUCGCUGCUCAUCAUGCUGAAGCGAGAGGGCUUCUACUCGCACCUUUGCUCAGAUAACGAUUCGGUGGUGGUGUCUUUCGGCAACUCGUCCGACGGUGAGGUGGAGGAGUGGCUCAGCUGUGUGGACCAGGAGGAGAUGUUGAAUCUGGGCUUCACCAUCGGCUCCUUCCUGCUCAGCGCCACCACCUUGCCCCUUGGGAUUCUGAUGGACAAGUUUGGACCGCGCCCCAUUCGCCUGACGGGGAGCUCAUGCUUUGGUUUGUCCUGCAUCAUGAUGGCCGUAUCUGCCUACAACCCUCCAACGCUGUCAGCCCUCAUCUUUCUGGCUCUGUCCAUGAACGGCUUUGGAGGCAUCUGCCUGACCUUCACCUCCCUCACGCUGCCUAAUAUGUUUGGUGCCCUGAGCUCCACCAUUAUGUCUCUGAUGAUUGGCUCGUACGCCUCGUCUGCUGUCACCUUCCCUGGAGUCAAGCUCAUCUACGACGCCGGCGUGUCCUUCGAGGUGAUCAUGUGGGCCUGGGCGGGCCUUGCUGGGUUUGUCUUUGCUAACUGCUUCGUAAAUUGGCCCACGGAAGGUUUCCCGACGCCCGAAGAAGUCGAUUACAGUAAGAUCCUCACACUGCAAGAGCCGCCGUCGUCAGACCAGAAGGUCGUUGGAGACACAUUGAGGGAAAAGAAUAGCGACGUCCAACACUCCACGGAGGAACUUCCCAAAGGAGGCGAUGUUGUGCCCAAUGCCGUUCCAUUCCGCCGCUCCGUCUUCUCCCCCAUCUUCCUGUGGAGUCUCGUCACCAUGGGGAUGUCGCAGCUGAGGAUCAUCUUCUUCAUGGGCGCCAUGAACAAGAUGCUGGAGUUCAUGGUGACGCACGGCGAAGAACACCCAUCGGAAGACUUGGUGAUUGAGAGUGCAGAGAAAGUGAGUUUCUACUCAUCCAUCUUCGGCACCCUGCAGCUGCUGUGCCUCGUCACGUGUCCUUUGAUCGGUUACAUCAUGGACUGGAAGAUGAAGGAGUGUGAAGAGGACAAGCCUCUCGCAGCAGGCAGUAAAAAGAGCCUGACCAGCAGGCCCAAGCGAGACCGCAAGAUCCAGAAGGUGACCAAUGCCAUGAGGGCCUUCAUCCUUACCAACCUGCUGCUCAUCGCUUUCGGGUGCUGUUCCCUCAUCGACUGCCUGCCUCUACAGAUCCUGACCUUCAUCCUUCACACCAUGGUCCGGGGCUUCAUCCAUUCCUGCUGUGGAGGCCUCUAUGCUGCUGUCUACCCGUCCAACCACUUCGGCACACUGACAGGCCUCCAGUCCAUGAUCAGCGCGGUGGUCGCCUUGCUCCAGCAGCCACUCUUCAUCGCCAUGGUCGGCCCACUCAAAGGAAACCCCCACUGGAUCAACGUGGGCCUUCUGAUCCUCUCAUUGACCGGCUUCCUGUUGCCUGGUUACCUGUUCUUCCACCGCAGAUCUAUGACGAGGGAAAAAGAGGCCCGUGACAAAAGUGCUGCCGACCAAGAGAUGCAAGCACUCAACCACACGGAGGCCAACGGUUACAAGCACCAGGGCAACGGGCAGGCGGCCGUCGAGGCUUAAAACUCACCAAUAGAAGCAAGGAUUUAAGGAAAUAUAGAAUUUAUUUUUGUACGUACCUUCAUAACGAGCAGCAAUAUGUCCAAUGUUUUGGGGGUCAUUGCAAACCAUAUCAUAGCUAAGAUAGGACCCAAACCCCCCUUUCCCACCCCUAGGCUCGCCCGUCUGCGCUUUGACUGAGUGUGUAAGCUGCGUUCAUGCUGUGGUGGGAUGUGGGUGCAAACUGUGUCACCAUCAUUUGUUAUUUAUUGGGGUUGAUGUUGGCACAGGGCCAAAUGAGUGUGAUCCAAAGCCAUACCCAUGGGUUCUACUCAACAAUGCACACGCCCACCCUGGCGUGGCCUCAGUGUUACACUGCGAUGUCGCGGUACUUGAAACACUUGAAUUGAGUUUUCAAAGAAUUAUUAUUGCAAUCCUCGCGAACACCAAAGAGCAACCUGGAAAAUUGUAGAAAUGUUUUGUUUUUUUCAGUAUUGUUUGAAGUCUUCUGAAGUUUCUAGUGCAUUAUUAUUGUUAACCAUGCUUUCUCCACUGAGAUCCAAUUCAAAAACAUCCCUAAGGUAGGAAACAUGAUCAAUAACGACUAACUCUGCAGAUAGACCUGGUUCUAGAGACACCAUAUCUACCUCCUCCAUUUAAUUAUUUUGUACUGUCUCUUUGCAGCCGACCGCACAAUCUGUCCACUUAUUAUUAUUAUUUUUUUAACAGUAGAAAAGAAUUCCCAAAACAAAAAGGCCAAUUGACUGAUUAUUCAAUGAAUACAGUGUCAAUGUUGUUUAACACUUUGUACUGCUUUAUGCACAGAAAUGAGAUAGUGUGUAUAAAAUAUGUAUUUUAAGUGUUUUUUUUUUUUUUUGUUAUACUAUAGUUGCAGUAGAAGUCAAAAGGGAAGCAUUUGUUGGACCAGCAAAUGUUUUGUAGUGUGCCAAGAUGAUUGCCUGCCUUUGCUUUGCUGUUCCUUUUUUUUGUCACGUCGUGUUGAUUCACGAGUAAGAAUCCUGCCAAAAUAAUCGACUUUCUGUAAAUAGCCGUGAGGAGUGUUGUUUUUCGUGAUAUUUUCUUCUUACUUUACCACAUAGUGUGUGUAGUUUGUUGCCGUGUAUUAACCAGAAGAUGCUUGUUGUGCUUCAGUGUUUUAUGUAGUUAGUAGUAUCAGAUUGGAUGAUUACGAUCAAACCUCCUGUAAGAUUGUACAGUUUGAACUUAUGCAAUCACUUUGUAAAGGAUGAUUUGUUUUGACUCAAUGCAUUUCAGGGUCACCACGGGUUGAUUUUAUGACUGUCGAGAUGUGAUGCAUUUAUUUACGGUUUUCUUUCCUUUUCUUACUAUAUGGAAUGCACGGAUUGUGUAUUUUGUCUAAACCCUGUGCCUUUCUCUGACAUUUGGCUGCAUGGCAAAACUGACUCGAAGAACAAAACUGCCAAACUAAAUCAAGUGUGUUUGGGAGUGUAAACUGCACAGAAGUGGUCAAAGUUACAGCGCUUGCAUGAGAAAGAACACAAAGCGAAAUACAUGUGUAUAUCUUCUGAAGUGUCUGUGACCUAAACUUAGAAUGUUAAAUUGAAUAUUAUCUGCAUCAUCUGAACUGAUACAAUGCUUUUUUUUUUUUUUUUAGUCUAUUCCAGGGAGGGAAGGUUUCGCGCAACAUUUAAUCAACACCUCUGACAUUGUCCUUUGCUUUACUCUAUAUAUUAUCAAUCCCGCACAUUUGUUAAUGUAAUCCUGCUUGACGUAAUUAAUCCUAGACACAGUCAUUUUUAACCACCUUGUGCAUUUGAUAAAUAAAUACAUGUAUGAGAUAAAACUGUCUAAAAUAAGUUUUAUUUACAAUUGCUCCAAAACACUUUAGCCUAUAAAUUCACAGCAAAGUGGCUCAAUGUCCUUAUAUGCACAAUUAAGCCCAAAACUAUUCAAACCUCGCCAAAUUUUGAGCUAAAAGGAUUUUUUAUUCAGCCUAGGUUUGAAUAAUUUCGGGCUUGAUUGUACAUGCCUGGUCGUAUUGCUGAGAAAUUAAGCUAUGAGGCGUAUGUUGAAGUGAGCAUUAAAGAUUGUAACAAAAGUUCAUUUGUGUUGGAAAUAGGGUGAAACAUUAUUACAGAAAAGUCAACGAGGGACACAGAUCACAACAGCUUGCCAUCAGCAUACUUUGAAUAAUACAGGUAUCUGUGCAACACUCACACACAUAGUCACUUGAAGGCAUACACGUGGGCUCGGGCCUAUCUGAGGCUGUUGGGCUGUGAGCCGGCCAGGCCAGUGUGAUCAGGGCUGUGGCGGUU
Molecule: messenger RNA, 4197 nt
Organism: Phycodurus eques (leafy seadragon)
Lineage: Eukaryota; Metazoa; Chordata; Actinopteri; Syngnathiformes; Syngnathidae
Gene: slc43a1a
Product: solute carrier family 43 member 1a
Exons: 15
Coding region: 245-1924 (559 amino acids)
Biological process (GO): transmembrane transport; neutral amino acid transport
Molecular function (GO): L-amino acid transmembrane transporter activity; neutral L-amino acid transmembrane transporter activity
Source: RefSeq, a predicted model, not a curated record